Messenger RNA from Prorocentrum cordatum, 1823 nucleotides. The record is from the annotation of a GenBank genome assembly. NCBI's taxonomy places the organism in Eukaryota, Dinophyceae, Prorocentrales, Prorocentraceae.
CAGGACAUGUCGCUCGACGACAUGAUCAAGAAGAAGGGCGGCGGCGGUGGCGGCGGUGGCGGCAGGGGCGGCAGGGGCGGCAAGAAGAGGGGCGCCGGCGGGGACCAGGCGUCCGCGGGCGCUGCCGCGGAGAAGAAGCCGGAGAGGCGGAGCGGCCUGAGCGCUGCCACCAAGUCGGCGCUCGGCGCGGUCGGCAAGGACAAGGCGGCGAAGUCCAAGGGGCCCUUGGGCACUCUUGGUGCGGCUUUCAAGGGACUGGGGCUGCCAGUGAGAACCUUCGGGGUCAAGCCAGUGGACACGCCGGCAUCGGAGACCAAGAACACGCCCGCCAAGGAACGGGCUCCUCGGAAGAACAAGCCCGUGGCGAAGCCGCCAGCUGAGGCUACUUCGGCAAAGGCGCCGAAGGGCACCGAGGACAAGCUCGGCAUGUCUCUCGAUGACAUGAUCAAGUUCGAGGUGCCCCGGAAGAAGGGGAAGAAGCAGGAGAAGGGCAAGGCGGACGGGGCGGCCGCAGCGCCCGCGGAGGGCGGCGGCGCCCGGCCGCGAGGCGGCCGGCGCCGCCGCGGGAUGAUGAAGCUCCACCGGGAGGCCCCCGCGCCGCGGGCGAAGGCCCAGGGCAAGGCGAAGGCGAGGUCUGGCACCCGGGGCCGCGGCGGCCCGGAGUGGGGCAAGGGCGGCGGCAAGCAGUGGGUGGACGAUGGCUGGGCCGGCGGGGGCGGCAUGCGGAGCUGGGCCGGCGGGCGCGGCAAGAGGAGCCAGGUCGAGGACUACGACGACUGGGGCCCCGCGCCGCCGGCCAAGCGCGCGCGGGCUGCCAGCGGCGCCGACUUCGGCUGGGGUGGCGGGCGCGGCGAGGGCCGCGGCUACGAGGACCGCUGGGGGCCCAGCGAGCACGGCUGGGGCGGCGGCGGCCGCGCGGGCCGCGGCAUGGACGGCCCCGGCUGGAGCCGGGACUGGGACGACCGCGACCGCGCGCUGGUGCGCGAGCGCGAGCGCGAGAGGCCCCGCGUGCCGCGGGCUCCGGACGACUGGCAGCCAGCCAAGGCCGCGCGCGACCCCGACCCCCCGCCGAGGGCCCAGCGCGAGGCGGGGCGGCGGCCCGGCGCCUUCACCACGAUCCGCGUGUCGAACGUGCCGAGGGGCCUGGACCACCGGGACAUCAAGGACGCCUUCGAGGACAGCGGCCGCGUCCUCAUGUGCGAGGUGGAGCGCGGCGUCGCGUUCGUGACCUUCGACAGUCCCGUGGAUGCCAAAAAGGCGGUGCAGACCUUCGACCGUGGCGAGCUCAACGGGCAGACGAUCUACGUCACCCCCGAGCCCUGAGCGCCGAGCCGCGGCCGUCGGGCCCGGCCGCCCACCCGGUUGGGGGGAGGCGCGCGCCGGCGAGCAGCCUCGGAGGCGCGCCCGCUCGCCCGGGCACCUCCGCCCGUCGGCCGGCCAGCCUCGGGGGCCUCGGGGGCCCGAGGGCUACAGCCCGGGCAGUUUUCUUCGGGUGGAGGGCAGGGGGCGAUGGCCAUGCUGGCGCUGGUGGAAGAGUUCGUCGGCGGACUGCGUAGUAUCUCCUGACGACUGGGGCGAGCCCCGGUGCCUGAACUUGCUAGCUGUAUGAAGGUAAUUGUUCAACUCCCUCCGUUCCCGAGCGCUCCGCUGCAGUGAGGCCACAUAUGAAAAAGGUACGGUGCAUUCUGGCGCUCCUCCUGCGACUACUGCUGCCGCGCUCUGCUGCCGUUCCUCCUCAUGCUCCGCAUUGUGCUCCUUCUCUGCGGGGCCACCCCCACGGCUGGGCAUCUGCAGGAGCAUCUUCAUCCUGGCAUCGCUCGGAC